AGGAUUUAUGUUACCCCCACUUCAAAUAAAAAGUACCGAGGGAUGGAUUUCAUUGCUGCCCUGUGGCACUAUAGAAGCCAGGGCUGCAGUUGCAAUAUUCAUCACUGGUUUGUGUCACACAGAGGAUUUAUUGCAGGAAGAAUCCAUCUCCAAGAAAAUGAAUAGUCAAUAUGUGCGCUUUGAAGUGUUUGGAUGUGAAACUGAGGAACUAACAAACUUCUGGGAAAAGACCAUUGAAAAACAAACUCAGCAUCUGCAAAUUGAAAAAGAACGUCAACAGAGAAGUGCUCUGCCAAAGCUCAGAACUGAAUGGAAGGAGAGGUUGGAAAAAAGGAUUCAGAUGAUGAAGGCGCAAAAUGAAGAGCCAGCUAGUUGAAGAUUUCAUGCUUCUUACAUAUUUGGGCAACGAUGUCUUGCAGAAGAAAAACAUAGUGUAUUGCAAACACCCAAUUUAUUUUUAUUUACAAGCUUCAAUAAGAUUUAUGUUACAGUACCAUCAUCACGUAUAGAGUUCAUAUGUGAAACCUUUCUAUUACUGCCUAUGAGACCUAUUACCUAUUAUGAACACCUCAUUCAGUGAAAAGAGAA
Pelodiscus sinensis (Chinese soft-shelled turtle) is the source of this 588-nucleotide messenger RNA. Its product is annotated as protein FAM240B. NCBI's taxonomy places the organism in Eukaryota, Metazoa, Chordata, Testudines, Trionychidae. The record is from RefSeq and is a predicted model, not a curated record.